This is a messenger RNA of Trypanosoma brucei brucei TREU927, 651 nucleotides long. RefSeq lists its product as hypothetical. The coding region runs from base 1 to 651 and encodes 216 amino acids. The transcript has a single exon. Lineage: Eukaryota; Euglenozoa; Kinetoplastea; Trypanosomatida; Trypanosomatidae. The record is from RefSeq and is a predicted model, not a curated record.
AUGCUAACCGACACCCUCACAAUACCUCCCAGCACCCUUCUAGUAAAACCUCCCGGGCUCGUUGCCCCAAUCUUCGAAAUCUUCUUCAGUUUAGCCGGACUUAUUCUUCGUAAUGGUACUGAUGACCGUUUUUUUUUUUUGCAAUCGCCAAGAUGUAAAUUUACGGGCAUGAUAGCGGGCCACGCGCGACACGUACGCUACCAUGCAACGCAGUCAGUUACUGGGCGGCACACCCUAAUCCGUUGCACGAGGACUUAUGUUCAUGAAUGUUUGCACGGCCGUGCCGGAGCUGAGAGUGCUAUGAUAGCUUUUCCGGGACACUAUCGUAGUAUUCAAAUUUAUCUUCAUUUCCUUUUGCCCCAUUUUUUUGCCGGCAUUCCCACAAUGAGUCGAUAUCCGUCAUCCAAACGACUUCGGUGCAAAAGAGCGCGGGUUGGGGCACAUUUUGACAUCCUGUUUCUGCAAUUCGAGGUUGAGGUUCCGGACUUCGCACGAAGAUGCCUGUCGCUGCAGUGGCCUCCCUCCAUAUUUUUUGCUGUCAUAUUUUCCCCUCCUUUAUCCUACGCGCUGACGUUUUCUUCUCUCAUACGCCUCUGUUACCGAAAGUUUGGGGGGCAACUCUUGAUAUAUAUACUUUUCAUUUUUUUUUAA